AUGGGUAAAAGCGAAGACUUUUCUGUUGGAAAUGAAGUGAGUGAAAAUGUUAAGAAGGAAAAAGAAAUUGAUUCAUAUGGGGCAGAGGUUGAAUUGUCUGAAACUGCUACGAAGUGUAAAGCUUCGAAUGAUGGUGGCCUAAAGAACAAUAAAUCGGCCAAGAAUCAAUCCAAUUCAGCAGGCUCGAAUGUGCUCGUGCGUAAGGCAAAGCCAAGCUCGACUCAAAGUGUUUCAUUCCCAGCCAAAGGCCGUCACUCUGAUGUUAUGAGAAAGAGCAUUGAUGUGUACCCAGUUAAGCAGGAUGCCCAUAAAAAUUUUGCAAAAGUUGACUCCCAAGUUUCUAAUGGUACAGUCACUUCAGGUUCACGUUCCAAUCUAGCCACUAAAGGUGUGACAAAUGGAGGCAAGGCAGCCAACCGACGAACGACUAUAGCAUCUAUGCCAAGCCUUCGUCAAUCUCUGUCUGUGAAAAAUCAUUUUGCAAAUGGAACCGUAAUAAAUACUGCAUCUGACGUAUUGGUUGAACCGAAUUCAAAAUCUGCCAACACUAAAUUGCUUGUUAAGGAUGAAGAUGAUGCUCGUUCUACUACAUCAAAUGCAAUUCGUCCGACGCAGCUUAUGGUUAAUGCAACAGCAUUCUCCUUCAGGUUAGAGGAACGUGCUGAAAAGAGGAAAGAGUUUUUUUCAAAGAUAGAGGAGAAAAUACAUGCAAAGGAAGUGGAAAAGACUAACUUGCAAGAAAAAUCGAAGGAAAACCAAGAGGCAGAAAUAAAGCAGCUUAGGAAGACCUUGACAUUUAAAGCUACUCCCAUGCCAAGUUUCUAUAAAUCACCCCCUCCAAAAGUUGAACUGAAGAAGAUACCGACUACACGUCCAAUAUCUCCUAAGCUUGGAAGGAACAAAGGCAUUGCCUCCACAGUUAGCAACACCCUCGAAAAUGGACGUCUUAGCCCACGAGUCACCAAUGGCAACUCACCAAAGUCGACUCCCAAGGCAAAUGGUGUCAAGGGUAAUGCUGCUGUCAAGAAGUCCGUCAAAAACUCCCAACUCAAGUCACAUUCUCGAGAAAAGCCAAGCAAAGUGAAAGCAAAAAAUGCAGAAUCCGAGGCUCAAGACGAGAAAACUUGUGCACAGAACUUGGAAAAAAUCCCGAGUCAACCUGUUUGUCACCCUGAACUUGAAGACGCGAUAGAAAAGAGUCCCGAAAUGAAUUCUUCUAACAAUGGAUCAUCUCUGGCUUCAUCAAUGCCAGAGACUUUGGCUGCUGAAGUCACCGUUGAAGGUUAG
Molecule: messenger RNA, 1287 nt
Organism: Fraxinus pennsylvanica
Lineage: Eukaryota; Viridiplantae; Streptophyta; Magnoliopsida; Lamiales; Oleaceae
Source: the annotation of a GenBank genome assembly